AUGAAGGCGUUGGCUUACAUUUGUCUCUUAGCCAUCAUAUUUACCACCGCUCACAGUGAGGAAAAAUGUGAAAACAAGAACCAUCGGCUCUUUGAUCAAGAAUUUGGUAUGGCUUUAACUCCAGACGAUUUAAUAACCAGCAUGAUGUCUCCGUGGAUGUUUAGAGACUAUUUCCGACCCUGGAGAUUCCUUGACGCUCUAGCUCGCGAUGUAGGAUCCACAAUCGUUAGUGAAAAAGACAAAUUCCAUAUAAACCUGGACGUGCAGCAUUUUUCACCGGAUGAAAUAAAUGUCAAAACAGCAGACGGAUACGUCGUAGUCGAAGCUAAGCACGAAGAGAAGAAAGAUGAGCAUGGCUCAAUUUCGAGACAGUUUGUAAGAAAGUAUUCUUUACCGGAAGGUGUAGAAUCAGAAGAUAUUGUCUCCCAACUGUCAAGUGAUGGAAUUUUAACUAUCACAGCGCCCAGGAGAGAGAUUGAUUCAAAAGGCGAAAGAGUCAUUCCUAUUACACAAACUGGCCCAGUUAGGAAGGAGGCAAAGGAAGCUAAGGCACCUGAGGGUUCUUGCCAAGCUAAAGACGAGAAGUGUGGUGCCUAA
Molecule: messenger RNA, 597 nt
Organism: Leptosia nina
Lineage: Eukaryota; Metazoa; Arthropoda; Insecta; Lepidoptera; Pieridae
Source: the annotation of a GenBank genome assembly